Ascochyta rabiei is the source of this 3135-nucleotide messenger RNA. RefSeq names its product AP-3 complex subunit delta. Gene Ontology annotation, biological process: protein targeting to vacuole; Golgi to vacuole transport. Bases 1 to 3135 code for a protein of 1044 amino acids. The record is from RefSeq and is a predicted model, not a curated record. NCBI's taxonomy places the organism in Eukaryota, Fungi, Ascomycota, Dothideomycetes, Pleosporales, Didymellaceae. Gene Ontology annotation, cellular component: membrane coat; AP-3 adaptor complex; endosome membrane. The transcript has 3 exons.
AUGUUCGAGAAAUCCCUCUACGACCUCAUCCGGGGCCUGCGCAACCACAAGGGCUCGGAGAGGGAGUACAUCGCCGACAGCAUCAAGGAAUGUCGGCAGGAAAUCCGCUCCAACGACAUGGACCUCAAGUCGACCGCCCUGAUGAAGCUCACCUACCUUGAGAUGUUCGGCCACGACAUGUCCUGGGCAAGCUUCAACGUGCUCGAGGUCAUGUCGAGCCCCAAGUUCCGCCACAAGCGCACCGGCUACCUGGCCGCCGUGCAGAGCUUCCGCCGCGACACCGAGGUCCUGGUGCUCGCCGAGAACCAGCUGAAGAAGGACAUCAUGCUGCCCACGCCGCCCUUCAUCUCGCUGCCCCUGGCCGCCAUACCGCACGUCAUCAACCCAAGCAUGGCCAACUCGGUCCUCUCCGACCUCAUCCCGCGAUUGACGCACUCUCACCCCCAGAUUCGCAAGAAGACCGUCGUCACGCUGUACCGACUGGCCCUGGUCUAUCCCGAGACCCUGCGACCUGCAUGGCCGAAGAUUAAAGACCGCCUCCUCGACGAGAAUGAGGAUCCCAGCGUGACGGCUGCGAUUGUAAACGUCGUCUGCGAAUUGGGCUGGAGGCGACCACAGGACUUCCUGCCGCUUGCCCCGCGCUUGUUCGACCUUCUGGUCGAGGGAGGAAACAACUGGAUGGCUAUCAAGCUCAUCAAGCUCUUUGCGACAUUGACCCCCCUCGAGCCUCGACUGAUCAAGAAACUGCUGCCUCCGCUGACCAAGAUCAUCCGGGAGACAUCCGCCAUGUCUCUGCUGUAUGAAUGCAUCAGCGGCAUAAUACAGGGGGGCAUCUUGGAAGCCGUCGAAGGCACCUCGGAAGGCGAAGAAGUAGCCAAGUUAUGCGUCGGCAAGCUGCGAGGCAUGAUGGUCAUAGAGGGCGACUCCAACUUAAAAUACGUGGCGCUACUCGCUUUCGACAAGAUUGUUGGCUCGCACCCGUACCUCGUUGGCCAACAACAGGAUGUCAUACUGGAAUGCAUCGACGACCCUGACAUCUCGAUACGAAUGCGUGCUCUUGAUCUUGUCGUUGGCAUGGUCAAUCCUGACAACCUCACCGCGAUUGUAGGACGCCUCAUGCGCCAGCUGCGGAACGCACCCAUAGCCACCGCAGCAGACGAGCCAGGGAACGACCGGUUUAGGAAUACCGGUGUUGUGCCAUACGCCGACUCUGAUGAUGAGGAUGCCGAGAACGCACUUCCUUCGCACGAGCAGAGAUCUGACCAGCCACCGCCUUUGCCUGAUGACUACAGAGCCAAUGUCAUUCGAAGGAUCUUAGAGAUGUGUUCGCGCGACACGUACAGCAACGUCACCGACUUUGAAUGGUAUAUCGAUGUGCUUACGCAGCUUGUUCGCGUCUCGCCCGCUACCAAGCUUGCAGCAAUGACAGAAGAGGAGGAGGAUCCAGAGCACUCUGACGAUGUCGGCGCUGGCAUUGGACACGAGCUACAGAACGUUGCUGUUCGAGUCCGCAGCGUACGCCACGAAGCUGUAGAUGCAGCACAGUCCCUGGUGCUCGUGGACCGCAGAGAUCGAAUGUUCCCAGCGUCAGGUAAUGGUGGACAAGGCGUGCUCGAAUAUGCUGGCUGGCUCGUCGGUGAAUACGCUUCGUACCUCUCACAACCGGAGCCCGUCAUGACUUCGCUGCUCCAUCCUGCAUCUCUCCAGCUCUCUUCAAAGACGCUCGCGGUGUAUCUCCAAGCAAUACCCAAGGUCUUCUCGAGCAUGGCUGGUAACGAGCGGAUAUCCUGGACGCCAGAACGCAAGACACUAAUGUCUCUCCUGAUGGCACGCAUCAUCCACUUCCUCGAGCCGCUCUCCACACACCCCAGCCUUGAGGUUCAGGAACGCGCAGUCGAAUAUCUCGAGUUGAUGCGAUUAGCGGCCGAGGCUGCAUCUGGAGCACCAACAGAUACAGAGGGAGACUUCACUGAACCACCACUCCUGCUGACCCAAGCCAUACCUGCGCUGUUCUCCGGCGCCGAACUCAACCCUGUUGCACCGGGCGCCCAGCGCAAAGUCCCCAUACCAGACGAUCUCGAUCUCGACACCCCAAUCAACCCGAACUUGCACAGUCUUCUUUCUCAAGCCGAGCAAGACGGUUUCGAAGCAGACGAAGACGAGGUGUACGCUGCUUACAGUGAACCCGUCGCCUCCUACACUAGUUCAGAACCCACCUCUGCUCCAGCAGCCGACCGUCUUGACGCUCCCCAUAAAGAGCCCGCGUCUUACCAAAAUGCCGUGGAGGAAGAAUACCUGGACGCCGACAUCAUUGCGCGCCGCAAAGCAGAACGCAAAGAACGCUACAAAGACGACCCCUUCUACAUCGACCCCGAAGGCGGCAGCGGCGCCGUCACCCCGCUCAGCAGAAUCGUCCGCGACGGGAAUAGAGACGGCAACGAUCUGGAUAUCGACUCGAUACCCAUUAUGGAUCUCGAUCUUUCUACAAACAGCAGACACGCAUCUUCGGACAACAUCCCACGCGCACGUAGCCCACGCAAACCCGUCCGACGGGUUGAAAUCAUGGGCGACGAGACGCUCGGCCCGGCGUCCCAAGAUCCCGAGCGCGAGGACAUUGUCACGCCUAAACCCGCAUCGACGCGCAAUAAGAAAUCCCUACUGCAAGUCGACAGUUCAGGCCUCGGCUCGCUGUCUCUCGACGACGACAGCACGAGCAGCAACCGCCGCCUCACCGCGCUAGAAAUCGAGCGCAAAGAGCAAGAAGAAGCAGAAAUGGCACGCGCGCUACAGGCCGUCGAGCGUUCGCGUUUGGAAAUGCAACGCGCGACCGAACGCGUCGACGUCAGGGAGGAGGGCGUAGUCAAGAAAAAGAAGAAGAAGGUGCGAAAGGUUGCCGUCGAGGGCGACGACGCACAGACUCCUCAGGCGGAAGCGCAGGCCGCGCAGGCCGCGCAGGACGACGGCGGUGGCGCGGCGCCGCUCAAGAAGAAGAAAAAGAAGAAGACCAAGCCCGAGGGCGAGCGUGGUGGUGGCGUCGAGGCAGAGAUAGAGGGUGAGGGCGAGGCGCCCGACGCGGAGCAAGUCAAGAAGAAGAAAAAGAAGAAGAGAGUCGUCAUCAUGGAUGAGGGUAUGUAG